This is a messenger RNA of Trichomycterus rosablanca, 5236 nucleotides long. RefSeq names its product tudor domain containing 7 b (gene tdrd7b). NCBI's taxonomy places the organism in Eukaryota, Metazoa, Chordata, Actinopteri, Siluriformes, Trichomycteridae. The transcript has 16 exons. The coding region runs from base 266 to 3535 and encodes 1089 amino acids. The record is from RefSeq and is a predicted model, not a curated record.
UUUGAGCUACUAAAAUUGUUCUAGGUGUGAAUGUGUGUGUGUGUUCUUGCCUUGAGAUGGACUAGCAAACUGUCCAGGGUGUUUCCUACCUUUUGCCUGGUGAAUUGUAUCCACCACAACCCUGAUUGAAUAAAGUAUUUGGUCAUUUUAUUCCAGGGGGUGCUAAUAUUUGUGGAGGGAACUGUACAAUGUUUUUUAUUUUUCUAAUUAAUUAUCAUGCUUUUUUUUUUAUUGUUAAAGUUUUAAUGUAAUCAUUUUUUUUAAGAUGGAGGAGUUAGUGAAAAGGAUGCUUUCUAUGGUUCUUCAAUCCAGAUCUCCAAUCGCCCUUUCACGACUACAGGAUGAAUAUAAACAAAUGACUGGUGAAACCAUACCACACAAACAGCUGGGUUAUACCACACUGGAUGAUAUGCUGUACAACAUGCCGUCUGUGGUGCAACUGGAGAAGUCCCGCUCUGGAGAGGUAAUUUGUAGGGCUGAAGUGGGCAAUAUGGCGGCUAACAUCACAAACCUAGUGGCUCGUCAGCAUGAAGCCAAGAAGACAGGCCGGCCUCAAAUGGUGAACUGCCAAAUAAGGGUCACACCCUAUGGACGGAUGGUAAUAAAUGCCCAGCCCAGGUCAUCACUGAGGCAACCUGAUCACAUAGGUUAUCAGGGUCGAGAUGGAUAUCAUGGACGGAGCAUGAGGGAGCCUCAGCCUGACAGGAGAGGCAGUAAAUCCAGCACUCCACCCAACACACCCAGUAGAAAAGGCAGCCUACCGUCUGACAGAACAGAUAAAAGGAUGACCCUGCCACCACGACUGCAAAAAGAGAUGCAUGCUCACCUAUCCAGAACCCCUCAACUGAGCAGUGCUUCCAACCUUAAUGAAAUUACACACUCAGCAAAAUCUAAUUCUCCUCCUUCAAGUCAUUACAGUCCCAAACUGGUGCAAUCUCGCCUGAAAGAGGUUCUGAGCAAGCACAGCAAUGGCUUCUGGGUGUCCAAGCUUCCACAAUUAUACACAGAGCUAUACAAGCAAGAGCUGCCUAGUGAAGCCUUGAAAGAUCUGGAAAAGUGGACGCAUAUCUGCACAGUUGAGAAACCAUGCAGUAGCAAACCUAACGAGCUACUGUUAUACCCUGCCAAAGAUCCCAUCCGAAUGACAACCCGCCCUACUCCUGCUGUGAACCUUCCAUCAAAGCGUCAAUCCUCCCAGAAGCCCUCCACCCAGAUGCAACAAGCUCCUGGAACAGCACCCACUUCUACCUCAUCAUUUACUGCUCUGCCUGAGGACCUCAAGCAAAAGCUAGCACAGCUACUUCUCAAAUACAGCAGUGGCGUGUGGUCUCACGCACUCCCUAAACUCUUCCAAGAUACCUACAAUACUAAGCUGCCUGACUUUGUACUUGACAACUUACACCUGCUGUCAGAUUUGUGCACCAUUGACUACCCAAUGCCGGACAACACCAAAAGGGCAAUCCUGUAUGUGAAGGUAAUGAAGGAUGAAAACUGCAAUCGGCCAAACUUGGAGGAUCAGAGGGCGAGAGAGGUGGCAGGAAGACGUCUCAGUACUCAUGCUGUACCACCUCUGCUUAUUCCCAUGGAGGAGUACCCUUCAGUGCUGGUGGUGGAAGCGAGCAACACCAAUAAUGUUGUCAUCAGAUAUAUAGGUCAGGAUUACUCCAAGGCCCAGGAAAAGCUGGAAGAUGAGAUGAAGGAAUUCUACAAAAAGGAAAACACCAGGACGCCACUAAACUCCCUUUCACCAGGCCAGUUAGCUGCAGUAGUUGGUGAGGAAGAGGACAUCCUCCGGGGACAAGUGUGUGAAGUUAAGUCUGAUAGUGUCAAGGUUUAUUUUGUGGAUCAUGGCGUGUCUGAGAUCAUCAGUAAAAACAAGCUUAUAGAGUUGCAUGAAAGAUUUUUUAAACUGCCUUUCCAAGCCACAAAGUGUAAAUUGGCCGGCCUCGAGGCAUUUUAUCAGAAGCCGACUGUGCUGCAAAAGUUGGACUCCAUGGCAAGUGGUAAAAUCCUACUGGCUGAGAUCUUAGAGCGAGAAGAAAUUCCACUGAUGGUGUUAUAUGAUACCUCUCAGGAAGAUGACAUUAAUAUUAAUGCUUCCUGUCUGAAAGCCAUACAGGACAAGUCUCUAGAGAGCCCUCUGCAGGUAAACAGCACCAACAUAAAUGUAAGUGUGACCAGUGUGUGUUCGGAUGGCACAUUCUCCUGCCAGCUACCCUCUCAAGGCCUGAUCAAACUCAAUGAGCUCCUACAGAAAAUAGAAAGCUAUUUUAUCUCAAAGGUACGAACACAGGUCCCCUCAGAGCCAUCCAGACCUUUCUGUGGAAAAUUCUGUUUGGUUCGCUACAAAGACAAAUGGUCUCGAGCUGAGAUAACUAACCUCCAUGGCAGUCGGGUACUAGACAUCCUGUAUGUGGAUCUUGGGGUACAGGCAUCAAUCGAGGUGUCUGAGCUGAAAGAAAUCCCACCUCCUUUCCUGCAUGACUUCAUCUCCAUCCCACCACAGGCAGUGAAAUGUUGUUUGACAGACUUGUCUCUGAGUGUGGGCUCCUGGACUCCAGAUGCAGUACAGUGGCUGAGAGACACAAUUCUGCAUCGCAGUGACAUCAGUUUGAAGAUUGCUAAAGUGGAAGAAAGCAAGCGUCUGGCCCAUGUGUACUUGUUUACUAGUAAAAACCAUGAACUUUUCCACAGCCUUAAUCACCAGCUUGCCAACUCCGAUCUCUGGAAGCGCCAGAAGGAUGUCUUUCUAAGCAACCAUAGACCUCUAAAGAACAUCAGCCCACCUACAGCCUCUAUCACUGGCCCUACACCCUUCACUUCCCCUAUAGUCUCUACUGACAACUCCAGCACUACCGGAGAGAGUAAGGCUCUAUACACACCCAGGAUGGAGUCAACCUAUAUGGUUUCCCACAGCACCCCGUAUGCCAGUCUUGCUCUGCCACCUGUCCUGGAGCUGCCCAAAGUGGGUCAGAAUAUAGAUAUUUAUGUGUCAGUAGCAUGCCACCCGGGACACUUUGUGCUACAGCCCUGGCAGGAUAUGUACCAGCUGGCGGUGUUAAUGGGAAAGAUGAUAUUGUACUAUAACAAGACAGAAGAAAAGCUGCUCAAGGUGGAGAACAACCAGGUGUACGCAGCCAAAGUGGAAAACAAUUGGCAUCGAGUGCUGGUGAAAGGUGUCCUGACCAAUGGACUGGUGUCUGUUUAUGAGCUCGACUAUGGCAAGCAUGAGUUGGUCAGCUGCGCUUUGCUGAGGCCCCUUAUCCAAGAGUUCCGCCAACUCCCCUUCCUGGGCAUCACUGCUCAGCUAGCAGGCGUGAAGGCCAGGCAGUGGUCUGAAGAGGCUUCCAUUGUGUUCAGGAACCACAUGGAGAAAAAGGCGCUGGUAGCCCGGGUUGAAUCAGUGCAGGAUGCAGCACAGCCAUGGGACCGUAAGCUUACCGUGUACCUGGUGGACACGUCUCAGGAGGACCGAGAUAUCUGGAUCCAUGACAUCAUGGCUGAGUUUACUGAUGAGCUCACCAAAGCAGCGUAACAGUUUUGCUCACGUUCACAGAUCUAGCCGUGCUUGUUACUCAUCUAGAGGUUGGAACUAAUGCAUUUGACACUAGAAAUCUAUGUGCUAUGACCAUUAAUUUAUACAUGGCAGGAAUUUUUCACCUCACAUUGCUCAAAUUGCUGUUGGAUGAUCACGUGUUGGCAUUCCUGACCUAAAUCUUAUGUUUUGGUUUUAAUAUUAUAUCAGCAAUUCUUUAUUCAAGCCCUUCUGUAACAAAUCCAAAACAUUAGUGUCCAGACUAAAAUCAUGACACCUGACCAGGGUGGAUGGUCUCUGGAUACCUGCUUUCCCUGUUUAUAAGUACCAUUCAGCUAAAGCUUGCUAUUUCUUUCAAAAAGACAUUUUCUCUGUGAAUAUAUUGAUUACUUUUUACUGUUCAGUAACAUAUUCAAGUCUGUUAUGUAAGGCAGUCAGGUGGUGCAAUGGUGAGCCCGUUACUGCUUGGAUCCAGGGAUCGAUUCCCUAGAAGCAUCUACAUAAAGACAUGCUUGGCUGUGUUUGGAGGGGCUGUGAUAGAUUGGUGUCCUGUUCAGGGUGAAUUGCUGCAUUGCGCCCAGUGAUUUUGGGAAAACUGGACCCGCCACGACGCUGUCCAAAUUUAAAUUGCUUUAGUACUUCUGUACACAUAUUUUUCCAUAAUGUUAGACGAACACAGCCACUCAACUCAGUAAACUACUCAGACUGUCAAAGCUGCCGCCUUCUGAAUCAUUUUAUCUUUAAUAGUCUUGGUUUAUUGUAUUUAGGCAUUUAAAUUGGGUUGCCAGGUGUCUAAUCUUUAAUCGGAAACCAAACAAAGUUUUCACUUUGUAGUCCAGGAACGUUUUGAACACAUCACUGAUUUCAACCUAAAUCAUUUUGAAAUAAUAAUGCAACAUUACAGUCAGUUUCUGGGUUAAACAUGUAAGUGAAGCACAUAAGACACCUAUUAUGUUGGGUGGAAUCUGGCAACAUAAUUCUCCAUUCUCCUUUAUCUGUAGUUAGGCCUGUUUUUAAACAAACAGCAUUUGCCAAGUAACUCCUAUUACACAAGCUGUGCUAUCUGUAACACGGCUAUAGACCUUCUAUAAUGCCCUGUGUGACAAAUCUAAUGUUAUUGAAGAAACAUGGUGAACUAAAUAGAAUUUUGUCUUUGUCAGUAAGUAUCCUAAAUUGAAAAGAAACAUAAAUGUUUCUUAUUUCAUUCAAAAACUUUAAAUUACUUAAACAUGGAACUAGAAUCUGUAGAAGUGACUGUACUUCUGUGCCUUUUUCUGUUGUCUUAUCAGGCGAUUCAUCAUUUACAAAAGGUUUUGUGAUCUUUAAGGACGUCAUUUGGGGUGACUUUCAUUUAAACCCGACUGUACAAUGUGAAUAAUAUUUAGCUGAGCAGUCUCAAGCGAGUCUGACUAAGUUGUUUACAGUGCUAGUGAAACAUUCCCUUUGCUCCAGCAAUGUGACCGAGCUCAAAAGGUAUCAAUUAUGGGUUUGGAGUUUUACUCAUUAUUUAUUUAGGAUUUCUUUAUAUUUUAUUUAUGCAGAUUGCAUGGGAUCUGUGGGCUGUUGCAGAAAUAUAACAGUAUAAAUUAAAUUUAUAGCACUGAUGUGGUUGAAUGGCAUUUCAUUAAGCUGAAUACUAAAUAUAGUAUGAUUUCACUGCACAUGUUGAUGGUUUAAAUUAAAUAAAGUUUUUAAAAGUGG